AUGGCGAGUGGAACCGGAGCGGCUUCUCCUAGCAUGUUUUCCCAGGAGGGAUCUUCCAGCGCAAAUCACAACAGCGAUAUUAAAAACCUUACCGCCCUUGUACAAGUUUUAUUAGGGCGAGUGGAAGCCUUGACACAGAAAGUUGAAGUUUCCUGUUCGGACAAUACGCACGAAGCUCAAGGUUCGGGAUUUAGACCGAACAAUGUCAGCAGUAACUGCCAUAACGCAAGUGGUAAUUAUUUUAACAAUUCAGUACCUGGCGAAGUUACCAUCAAUAGCCCGAAUACUUCUGGGCCCAGGGAAGCUAAUAGGUCUAACAACACGGACAUAAGAACUGUUAAUAUACCUUCCUCUAACCACAACAUUGGUGUAGCAAACAAUAACCAGGUAUCUAAUCAAGAAGAACUUAUUCCUACUAUGUCUUCUUUUCUUAAUAACAAGGUUUUUUUUUGGAAAUGGCAGCUUGAGGUAACAUAUUUGGAGAAAUGCAUUGAGAAAAAAGUCAUUCAACAUGACUACCCGGCCGGCUUGGUUGAAAAUUCUCUUUUCCAUCAAGAACUGAUUGAACUGUUUGACUGGCAGGGAUUUGAGUUUCUCAAAUCCCUUAUUAAUUUCUAUAAUAACGAAAUUGACAACAUCAAAAUUGUCUUGGCUAGCCUAGAACAAGCAAUUAAAACUCAUAAAGAUUUUUUUAGGUACAAAUAUGAAUAUUGCAGGAUUUAUUCAAGUAUUGAGGCAACAAUGGACAAACGUUUGGUCACUAAAAAGAAAAAAUUGGCAAGAGAUCUAAAUGACUACUCUAAUAAUAGAGCUUAUCCUAAGCCCCCAAGGGUUGGAACUUUUGUGCCAAUUUCUAAUACAGUGACCUUUAAUGAUAAUGGUGAAAACGAUAAUAGCCUUUUACAAGACUCUCCUGCACCUCAGCCUUUAAGGAGAAGUGAGAGGCUUAUAAAUAAUAAUGUUAAUAACAAUAACAAUAACAAUAGAACUAAUGGGUCCAGUAAAAACAACGGUAGGAAUAAUCGUAACAGGCAUUUUAAUAAUAGCGCCAACACCAGUAUGGACAAUAAUGAUGCACAUCAACAGCAGGGUUUUUACCGAAACCAGGAAGUGCAUCAAACCAGUCGACAGUCCAAUCGGAACCAGACUCAAACGAGAAGCAGAAGGAGACAGCGAAGGAGAUAG
Messenger RNA from Protopterus annectens (West African lungfish), 1185 nucleotides. Its product is annotated as probable WRKY transcription factor protein 1. Lineage: Eukaryota; Metazoa; Chordata; Ceratodontiformes; Protopteridae. The coding region runs from base 1 to 1185 and encodes 394 amino acids. The transcript is spliced from 2 exons. The record is from RefSeq and is a predicted model, not a curated record.